AUGAUGGACGGAAUGCUGACCCAAAGAGUAACACCACUAUUAAAAUGUGUCGUGCUGUUUCUGUUCAUAUUCACGGCGAAAGUAUUAACAUCACGGCCUCAAGAAUCUCAAGACUCUAAAAACAAUAUACAUCAUUUAAAGCCGGCACACUAUGUAAGGACAUUCACCAAAUAUCACCACAGAAGGACCAUACAAUGGAACAAUUUACAAGAUUUAUCUGAAUACUGGCCAACACAAGAUCAUCCCAAAGCUAUAGGUAAAAGAAGUGUUGAUAUUCCAGAUACAAACGAUUUUGUGAGCCGGUCUAGUGCUUCAGAUCAGCUAGCUUUGGACUCUAGAAAUAACUUUGUUGGUUCAUUUGACAAGAAUGCAAUAAGUUCUGGUAAAGAAGAUCUUGGUACCCAGAAUGCAUUAACAAAUGAAGUGAAACAGUACAAAGUAAAGGCAGCUAUAAUAGUAACCGACGCUCCUACCACAACUGGUCCAACAAUAUCAUGUGUUUAUAAGAUACACCGUGUAGCUAUGAGUGCAACUCCACCUUAUGAAGACGAAAGAAAUGCUCAAUUAAUGGUUGAAACUGAAAUAUUUGAUACUGGUUCUCUCUCUGAAACAACGCUACCAAAUGGUGAAGUAGUUCAGGUGGAACAGUGUACAGACCCUCGAGCAUAUUGUUACACUUUGUGGCAUCAAGACAAGGAAGGCAAUAUUACAGUAUUGGGUCAAGGUUGUUGGCGUUCAUCUCAAUCAAAUGGUCAUAAUAGCUGUGACAAAUGUACGCGGGUAACUCCACGACUACCUGGGAGCAAGUUCUGUUGUUGUACCAAGAGUUUCUGCAAUGCCGAUUUUACUUCCAUCAAAGAAGAAACUGUUACUAUAAAAGCCAAGUCUACAGUGAGCGAUUCCUCUCAGCGUCCAAAAUACCCAAGCAUCAUAGCUUCUGGCAUAUUAGCAUUGGUCUCUGUGCUUGUCAUAGCAAUCAUGUGCAGGAACAUGUACUGCAGGAAGAUGGCGCUUGCAAAGGAUGAUCUGAGCGAUGUCGCUGAUGUUGAAAAAGGGGAUAUCAUGGGAACUGGACCUGACGCGCUGGCAAGCGGGUUGUUAUGUGUCGAUAAUAUUACACUUAUUGAGCAUAUAGGACAAGGAAAGUUCGGGUCAGUGUGGAGAGGAACGUUGGGCGCCACUCCAGUAGCAGUAAAGCUGUACAACAACGCCACCGCAUGGCAAAAGGAAGCUGCGGUAUAUGGGCUACCACAUCUUGCACAUCCAAACCUACUGCGAUAUUAUGGCAGUGAGGCGCGCGCGCCGCUGACGGGAGGUGGUACGGGUGGCGCGGGGUGCGCUGCACGCGAGCGUCUGCUGGUGCUGGAGCUGUGCGCAGGCUCGCUGCGCGCGCGGUUGGAGCGCGCGCCGCUCACGUGGCUAGAGUUCGCUACGCUCGCGCACGGCCUGGCCGCCGCGCUUGCGCACCUGCACACCGCCACGGGUAAUAAGCCGUGUGUGGUGCACCGUGACGUGAACAGCAACAACGUCUUGAUUGCGGCCGAUGGACGAGCCCGCCUCGCCGACCUGGGCUUGGCGCAACCCUUGACGCCGCGCCGUGACCGGACCACGCCCAGCAGGAUCACAGAGGCGGGAACUCUGCGAUAUCUGUCCCCUGAAGCACUAGAGGGCGCGUUGGACUUGAGCGGAGCACGUGCAGCGCUGUGUGCAGUGGACGUGUUUGCGUUGGCGCUGGUGCUGUGGGAGAUGCUGUGGCGCUGUGCCGGCGCGCACCCGUGCCGCACGCCGCCCUACGCGCUGCCCUACCAUCACCUGGGUCUGCCGCCGCAGCCCACGCUGGCGCAGAUGCAGAGUCUAGUCUCCCGUAACAAGGCAAGACCACCACUUCCCAAAGGACCCGUACCUGAAGUCCGCGCACUAAAGAUCGCUACCGACACAUGUGACGAGUGCUGGGAUCAUGAUGCUGAAGCAAGGUUGACAGCAGUGUGUGUUGAAGAACGAAUGGCUGAACUCAAAAUGAUGUUGCUCGUGCAAGGACCCGUCAUACAUGAUAAUAAUCUACACCCGCACCCACCAGAUGUGAACGCGCCGUCGCCGCCGGAAAUAGACAAGAACUCUAAUUGCACGGCAACUCAACAAAAUGGCGAUGUCAGUACUCCCCUACUUUACCCUCAGCCACAUAUCGGACGGAAUGCGUGCAUCGAACGUAACACGCACACAAACACACACACGCACACAGUCGAGCUUAUACAUAAGAGCCUUAAAGAUAUAAACACAAGUGAAGGGCCCAGAGUUCAAAAUAUAGAAGAGAAUUGUUUGUCCGUAGCGAGAAUAAGUCAUAGCCGCCUUUUAGCUCAGGAAAACUCCGAUAGAUUCAAUGAAAUACGUUCAUACCAGAGACCUUUGGAAUAUGUACCCAAUGACGUCAGCUCUCAUGAUGUAGACAGAGGUCCCAAAGAAACAAAUCUGUUACAUGACAUGAAAACCGAAAAGCCAAAAUGGGGGAUACGUAAGUUUUUCGAGAGAAAGCUCGGUAGAACACCAAAACCACUUGAAACGGAAGUAAAAUUGAUCGCCGAAGGCUCAGCUAACAGGUCAUUGCAGAAUGGAAGAACCAGGACGUCUCUAAUCGACAAACCUUGUAACAUAACCUUUGAUAGACCAACCAAUCUAGUUCUAAGUCAAGGUAGCUCAUACAACUUUGAAGGACCAUGUACCUUAUCCCCACCUAAUAGAACAUUGUCACCGACUAUGAUGAUGGAAUCGGAAAACCGUUCCGAUAAAGUGUUCAAAGAGUUGCCAACGAGAGACGAAAAAGAUUGCAGAAAUCAAAUAUUCGCAGUUAUAGUCCCAAAAGCGAAGCCAUCUGACUUCGCGAACCGAAGCAAGACGUCACGAGGCAGUUCUGAAAGUUUGAACAAACAUUCGAUUCAUACUUCAAUGUCUUCUCAGAGCAACUUUAAGGCUGGACAAUCAGAAUCUGAAGAUUCUAUGGCGAAGAAACGACUUAGUUGUGACAAUAGAAUAAUUUCUAAUUCCUCUAACAGUGGGAGAUCUUCCAGAGCUAGUAUAAACCUGGAACUUCAGUACAUAGACACAAAUGAUAUUGAACAACACGAGAGUCCCUUCGAUAUGAAUUCUGACUGUUCGAGCAGCGAAGAUGAACACCUAAUGUUGCUAUCUGAGAACGGAGGCUCAAAAAUAACUAUGCAAACCAUUCCGAAACUGGAAAGUGACAAGAAACGCCUUCAAAAUGAAGUGCUUAAGGAGGCAAGUCAAACGAAAAGUGAUUUUGGCUUCAACAAAUACAAUAAGUAUGCGAACUUCGACAACGAAUUUAGUGAUCCAAACGACAAGGAAAACGCUGUGAACGGAUAUAGCGGCGAUAAUCCCGUUUAUCUGGCGGCUCUGAACGGAGAAAUCGACACGAACGAUUUGAAAUUCUUAGCGCCUGCUCCCGACGAAGCCGAGCGUUGUCCAAAAUCGCCUAAGCCACCUUUAAAAUCUUUGUCGAUAAAGAGACAGCAUUCUUUGGAGCAUGUCAGCGAAAUAUUUUCCUCUUCCGGUAGUGUUAACUUGCAAAACCCUGCUGGCCGGGUCAAAACACCAGGGGACUUACCAGUAGCAGUAAGAAGGGCUCGAAGGGAUAGGGCUCUCCAAAAGGGCAGAGCGAGCGAAAGCAACAGAUUGAGUCUUUAUGACGACAGAAUGAUGUUCGGCAAUAGCUUGUAA
Molecule: messenger RNA, 3732 nt
Organism: Parnassius apollo (apollo)
Lineage: Eukaryota; Metazoa; Arthropoda; Insecta; Lepidoptera; Papilionidae
Source: the annotation of a GenBank genome assembly